AAGGGGCGGGAUCUGGGAGGGUCGGGCUGUGGCCGGAAGUGCCGAGCGGCCGGACACCCCCCUCAUGGAGGCGGCGGCGGUGGUGGCGGUGGCGGUGGCGGUGACGGUGGCUUUGGGACGGUGACGGAGAGCGCGAGCCCGGCGAUCCUUCCCUCCCUACCCCCAGAUGCUGUGCGCCCUUUGACCCUGCCCAGACCCCGACCCUCCCCCCCCCCCACGCCGGGACGAUGGUGAAGUAUUUCCUGGGGCAGAGCGUGCUCCGGAGCUCCUGGGACCAAGUGUUCGCUGCCUUCUGGCAGCGCUACCCCAACCCCUACAGCAAACAUGUACUGACCGAGGACAUUGUGCACCGGGAAGUCACUCCUGACCAGAAGCUGCUAUCCAGGCGGCUUCUGACAAAGACCAACAGGAUGCCCCGCUGGGCGGAGCGCUUCUUCCCUGCUAACGUAGCCCACUCGGUAUACAUCCUAGAGGACUCUAUCGUGGACCCACAGAACCAGACCAUGACCACUUUCACCUGGAACAUUAACCAUGCCCGGCUGAUGGAGUUUGGCCUGGCUAGAUUCAAAAGUAAUGUGACCAAGACCAUCAAAGGCUUUGAGUACAUCUUGGCCAAACUGCAAGGUGAAGCUCCUUCUAAGACACUUGUUGAAACAGCUAAGGAAGCAACUGAGAAGGCAAAGGAAACUGCUUUGGCGGCUACUGAGAAGGCCAAGGACCUGGCUAGUAAGGCAGCCACAAAGAAACAGCAGCAGCAACAGCAACACUAUGUUUAAAGGAGCCAUCCUGCUGCCUCCCCUGCACCGGAAGGGCCCUGCUGCCCUCUUAGAUUGCCAGUCCCCAAGACUGAGAGCCUCCUGGCAAGACCUGAGCUUGGAGUCCAGAGCCCCAGCCCCCAAGCAGACCAUCAGCACAAUGCAAGCCCACAGACAAUCCAGCUCUUGUCCCAUUACCUGCCCUGUGUCCGAGUUGUAAUUUAUCAUUAAAAAUCAAUUUUCAGUCUU
Molecule: messenger RNA, 1004 nt
Organism: Monodelphis domestica (gray short-tailed opossum)
Lineage: Eukaryota; Metazoa; Chordata; Mammalia; Didelphimorphia; Didelphidae
Gene: PRELID1
Product: PRELI domain containing 1
Cellular component (GO): mitochondrial intermembrane space
Source: RefSeq, a predicted model, not a curated record